AUGACUAUGAAAGUGACAUCAAAAACCUUUAUACGCAAAACCAAGCGUGGUAAUAUUUUAAAGAUUGUACGCGAACACUACUUAAGAGAUGACAUAGGUUGUGGCUCAAAAAUAUGCAAGAAGUGCAAGCACAACAGCGAACGACCACUCGUCAAACACCAAUCUAUUAACACCGAUUUCCAAGACAAACAUUAUUUAUUAGUAGAUACAAAUGUAGUUUUGCAUCAGAUUGAUGCUCUGGAAGAUGAAACUUUGAAGAAUGUCAUUAUUUUACAAACUGUACUUGAAGAAGUCAAACAUCUCAGUCAUAGUGUUUAUAAACGUUUAAUGGAUAUUAUAGGAAAUUAUUCUAGAAGUUUUUAUGUGUUUGUUAAUGUUUAUCAUAAGGAUACAUAUGUUGAACGUGUUCGAGGAGAAAGUCCAAAUGAUUACAAUGACCGUAUGAUUAGGGUAGCAGCUCUUUGGUAUAAUAAACAUUUGGACGAUAAGAUAAAAGUAUUAUUAUUAUCCAGUGAUGAAGCUAGUAAGGCUAAAGCAAUUAAUGAAGGAAUACCUACAAUGUCGCUCGCACAAUAUGUUAGUGGGUUAAACAAUGUUACAUUAACCGAUAAACUGUCCAAUCACUCUUGUAUGGUAGAAGAAACAAGUAAAGAACCAAUUUUCCCUCCUCAUUUGACCCCAGCAAAAAUACAUCAGGGCAUAAAGGCUGGAAAACUAAUGCAGGGCACAUUUUUUGCGUCUGUUGAUAAUUUUCUUGAAGGAAAUGUUUUUGUGGAAGGACAAGAAAAGAAUAUAUUGUUGCAAGGCAGAGAAAAUUUAAAUCGGGCCAUUAAUGGUGAUAUUGUUGCCAUUCAAAUGCUUCCAGAAAGUCAAUGGAGUGCACCUGCUAAUUUAGUUCUAGCAGAUUAUGAUGAUUUGGACUUGGAAAAUAAUUUAAAUACUGUUGAAAAGCCGAAAGAAAAGUAUCCAACAGGUCAAGUGGUUGGAAUAAUACGAAAAAAAUGGAGACAGUAUUGUGGGAUCAUCCAACAUAGUCUUGUUGAAAAUGCAACUCGGCAUUUAUUCGUACCAGCAGAAAAGAAGAUUCCAAAAAUAAGAAUAGAAACUAGACAGUAUGACAAAUUAAAAGAUCAACGUGUUAUUGUUUCCAUUGAUACAUGGCCAAGAAAUUCAAGAUAUCCAUUGGGCCAUUUUGUGAGGUCGCUUGGAAAAAUUGGUGAAAGAGAAGCUGAAAACGAAGUUAUAUUAUUAGAACAUGAUGUCCCGCACAGUAAAUUUUCAGAUGAAGUCUUAGGGUGUUUACCAAAAGAAACAUGGACUAUUAGUGCCACAGACUUAGUGGGCAGAAAAGAUUUUCGUGAACUGGAUAUUUGUUCGGUUGACCCUCCAGGUUGUACAGAUAUAGAUGAUGCAUUACAUUGUAUGCCUUUGGACAAUGGCAAUUUCCAGGUUGGUGUGCACAUUGCAGAUGUUACUCAUUUUGUUAAACCUGGUACAGCCAUAGAUCUAGAAGCCAGCCAACGUGCCACUACUGUGUAUCUAACUGGAAGACGUAUUGAUAUGGUUCCAGGCUUAUUGAGUUCAAACUUAUGUUCUUUAAGAGGAGGAGAAGAACGUUUGGCAUUUUCUUGUGUCUGGGAGAUGACUCCAAAUGCAGACAUUGUUAAUAGUACUUAUACAAAAAGUGUUAUUAAGUCAAAAGCAGCUAUGACUUACGAUCAAGCACAGUUAAUAAUUGACGAUCAGAACCAAGAUAAUUCUAUUGCUCUGGGAUUGAGACAGCUUAAUAAAUUUGCAAAGAUUCUUAAAAAACGUCGUAUUGAAGCUGGAGCAUUGGUCUUGGCCUCACCUGAAAUUCGUUUCCUCGUAGACAGUGAAACAAGAGAUCCAUUGGACGUAGAAGUAAAACAGUUAAAAGAAACCAAUUCAAUGGUAGAAGAAUUUAUGUUGUUAGCUAACGUAGAAGUUGCAAAAAAGAUACACUCAGAUUUUCCAGAAUUUGCAGUUUUAAGACGUCAUCCUAAGCCACCACCUUCAAACUUCGAGUCUCUUAUUAAAGCCGCAGCACAUCUGGGAGUGGAAUUAAAUGUGGACACUAGCAGAGACUUGGCAAAUUCUUUAGAUAAAGCUGUUAAACUAGAUAAUCCAUUUUUCAAUACAAUGCUCCGUAUUUUGGCCACUCGGUGUAUGUUACAAGCCGUUUAUUUUGCUAGUGGUACAAAAACCUAUGAUGAAUUUUUGCAUUAUGGAUUGGCUGCUCCAAUUUAUACUCAUUUUACAUCUCCAAUUAGAAGGUAUGCCGAUGUGAUGGUUCAUAGACUUUUGGCUGUAUCCGUUGCAGUAGAUAAUACUACACCUGAAAUGCUUGACAAACGCAAAAUUGAAGCACUUUGCCAAACUUUAAAUACCAGAACCCGUAUGUCAGCUUAUGCUGAGCGAGCAUCAGUUGCUUUAAAUACUCAUAUAUUUUUCCGUGGAAAAAUCAGAGAUGAAGAAGGUUACAUAUUAUAUGUUAGAAAAAAUGCUUUACAAAUACUCAUACCAAAAUAUGGUUUGGAGGGAACUCUUUUCUUGUCACCCCGUAAAGGGCAAUUACAAGCUGCUACAUUCAUCUAUAAUGAAGAGGAGCAAACCCAGAGGUGUGGGGAAAUAGUUUUUCGAACUUUUGAUCCAGUAAGCAUUCAGUUAAGUCUUGACAGCAGCAAUGUUCAACAUGAAAGAAUUGUUUUGAAGCUGGUCAAACCGGAAAUACUAAAUUUCAGUGUACCAUCAAUAACUGCAAGUACAGUUGCUGUACAACAACCACAGAAGAACCCUCUUGAACCAUGUGAUUCUCCAUGUGAACCACAACCUAAAAAAGCCAAAAUUUAA
This is a messenger RNA of Macrosiphum euphorbiae (potato aphid), 2871 nucleotides long. NCBI's taxonomy places the organism in Eukaryota, Metazoa, Arthropoda, Insecta, Hemiptera, Aphididae. The record is from the annotation of a GenBank genome assembly.